Messenger RNA from Contarinia nasturtii (swede midge), 2990 nucleotides. RefSeq names its product WD repeat-containing protein 48 homolog. NCBI's taxonomy places the organism in Eukaryota, Metazoa, Arthropoda, Insecta, Diptera, Cecidomyiidae. Gene Ontology annotation, molecular function: ubiquitin binding. The record is from RefSeq and is a predicted model, not a curated record. The transcript has 14 exons. Gene Ontology annotation, biological process: protein deubiquitination; double-strand break repair via homologous recombination. The coding region runs from base 540 to 2531 and encodes 663 amino acids.
UCAUACCGAUGAUUAUAAUAAAAAAGAUAUUGUGCAUUUCGAUAGAGUAAUUAGUUGUGUAUAAACAAUUUUUUUCUCGGUCGAUUCUAAAUGUUGUGUUAUUUUCGAUGCAAUUUUCUCCGAUUAAAUAGUGAGACACAUGAAUAUUUCAUUUAAUUUAUGUUAUGAACACGCAUAACAUCAAACAUCGUUUGUGGUCAAUUGGUGAAUUGUUUGUGUGUCACGCAUCGUCUUCGUAUUAUUUAUUGGAAAUACACUUCAGACAUACCUUAAUACUCGAUGAAAAUUCAGUUGGGGAUACUUACAUUGCACACAAUUUACUCACAUUUUUAUUUUUAUUACACAAUUUUCUUGCGCCGAUAUACACAAUCAUUGGGAUUCUAUAGAAAUAACUACUUGACAAAUGUUCUAUAGCUAUCAGCUUAUUGUCGUGGUGUGAACAGUGAAUUAAAAUAAUAAUAAGAAGAAAAAAAACAGCUAUUCCUCUCUCAUACGUAUAAGCGCAACAAUAUAGAGAAAAGAAUAUUUAUCAAUUAAGCAUGAUGAUGACAAACAAAAGUAGCCAAAUUACCAGAAAAAAGAUGCAAGUAUCAUUUGUAAUACGAGAUGCCGAAGAAAAACGACAUCGGAAUGGUGUGAAUGCACUUCAGUUGGACCAAAACAAUGGCCGAUUGUAUUCUGCAGGACGGGAUGCGAUAAUUCGUGUGUGGAACUCAAAUCAAAGUAGUACACAAGACUGUUACAUACAAAGUAUGGAACAUCACAAUGACUGGGUCAAUGAUAUUGUACUGUGUUGUGGCGGUAGAAACUUAAUUAGCGCAAGUUGUGAUACAACUGUAAAAGUCUGGAAUGCUCAUAAAGGAUUCUGUAUGUCAACGCUACGAACGCACAGAGACUAUGUACAGGCGUUGGCAUACGCAAAGGAUAGAGAGCAGGUCGCAAGUGCUGGAUUAGACAAAGCCAUUUAUUUAUGGGAUGUAAAUACGUUAACUGCAUUAACAGCCAGUAAUAAUACAGUAACGACAUCGAAUUUAGCCGGUUCCAAAGAUUCAAUAUAUAGCCUAGCUAUGAACCCGUCCGGUUCAAUAAUAGUCAGUGGAUCCACAGAGAAUGCAUUACGAAUGUGGGAUCCGCGGACAUGCAAUCGCAUUAUGAAACUUAAAGGACAUUCCGAAAAUGUUAAGGCACUUGUCGUAUCAAACGAUGGAUCUCAAAUCAUUUCAGGUAGCUCAGAUGGUACGAUUAAAAUUUGGAGCGUUGGUCAACAACAAUGUAUACAAACGAUUCCAAUACAUUCCGAAGGUGUUUGGGCACUGUUAGUUACCGAAAAUUUUUCACAUGUGAUUUCGGGCAGUCGUGAUAAGAAGAUUUAUAUGACUGACAUAAGAAAUCCAAUCUCAAGUGUUUUGGUGUGUGAAGAAUCAGCGCCGGUGCUUAGUCUAUGUUAUAAUAUCGAUCAGACUGCUAUUUGGGCGACUACUUGGAAUUCGGACAUAAAAUGUUGGAAAUUGCCACGAUACGAUCGUUCAAAUUACAAUAUAAUUAAUGAUGGAAGCACGUCAAAUAAUAAAGACAAUGAAAUUGCUUGCAUUAAAGGUGGAGCUGCCAUAAAAAAAUGCGUGGUACUGAACGACAAACGGCACAUUAUAACAAAAGAUACCGACGACAAUGUUGCAAUUUAUGAUGUACUGAAAGUAACAAAAUACAAAGAUUUGGGACAAGUCGAUUUUGAUAACGAAAUAAAACAACAAAACCAAAAGGUUUUUAUUCCCAAUUGGUUUACGGUCGAUUUGAAAACAGGCAUGCCUACAAUCGUUCUUGGCACCGACGAAGUAGACUGUUUCUGUGCAUGGGUUUCCGCUGAGGCUGGCCUACCCGAACACGCUGAAAGUGGUUCCGACUUAAAAAUUAAUUAUGGCAGUCUUCUACUUCAGGCAUUGCUAGAGCAUUGGCCAUUGACUCAUACGCACACAUCAAAUGAUGAAGUGAUAAAAGGAAAUGAAUAUUUUUCCGUACCAAAACAUACACCAGUUAUAUUUGGUGAGGUUGGUGGUCGAACAGUUUGUCGACUAUUGGUUCGAGAUGCGGCCGGUGAAAAUGAAUCAUCGUUGCUACAUGAAACGGUUCCAUCCUGGGUAACUGAUAUCGUUGUAGAAAAAACUAUUCCAAAAUUCGUAAAAAUUCCAUUUUAUUUGCUUCCACAUCCGCAAAUGGUUAAGCAAGAUCGAAUGAAAAAGGAUCGUCUUGUAGCAAACGAAUUCUUACAAUGUCGCAAAGUUUGUGAGCACGUAUUAGAUAAAAUUUUGGGCUCAGAGUCUGGCGUAAAUACAAUGAUUAGCAAUAAUUCGCAAUCGAAUCAGAAUGAUAAUAGUUCAGAAGGUUCUCAAGUACCACCGGAAGAGAAAAUUGAGCUGUUUUGUAACAAUGUCCCACUUGAUCCAAACAUGGACCUGAGAACGGUGCGACAUUUCAUUUGGAAGCAAUCGGCCGACCUAACAUUUCAUUACAAAACAAAACCGAAUUUUAUCUAGAGCUAAGAUCGAUGACAACAAUCAAAUGAUGGAACUGUGGACAUGCGGACAGGCUGAGAGGCAAAGAUAGUGAGAGAAAGAGAAAGAGAGAUUGAGAGAAAAUGGAGCCACACAAUAUUUUCGAAAUAUCUAAUCAAAUUCACCAAAUAAUCAUUUUAAUCAUUUUAAAUUUGUUUUCUUUUUGUUGCGAAGCACAUUACAUCCGUAUCGGUGUGGAGAAAAGAGAUAAACAAAUAAUUGAACAAUCAAAUGAGAGAAAGAUAGAAUAUCAGAGAUCCGAAUAAAAAUGUAUAAAUUUGCUUAAUUUCUAAUUAUGUUCUGUUAAUAUUCGUAAACAAUUCAGUUUUAUUUUAUAAAUAUCGUUUAGGGAACAGUCAAUUCAAUCGAAGAUGUAUGAACGAAAUCAAAGUGAAAUAAAAAUGCAUACGAUUUUGUACGAAAAUUGAAGAAAAACUAUAA